GACAGCGACAAAGUGAGUUCACUUCCUACCCGUGAGGGGAAAUUCAUCUUCACAGCACCAAAGACGCCUGGAGGCUGCAUUCCACGUCUCCAAGACCUAAGCCACUUCUCACUACAGGAUGAGCCGCUUCCCAACCCAACUGCUACUCCUGGCACUAACAGGGCCCUGCCUUGCAGGAAAGGACCUGGAAAUGGUGAGAAGAGUGCAGGGAGGCGCACUCACUGCAGUGUGUCACUACAACCAACACAAGUAUUCACAAAGGGAGAAAUUUUGGUGCAAGGAGCUGUCAGACUUGGAAUGCCGCACCAUAGUCCAGAGCUCCCCCGCAGCGGGAAGGAAUUCUCUAAACCCUCCAAAUGCAAGGGUCAGCCUAGAAGACUUGGGAAUUGGCUGGAUUUCUGUGUCCAUGACGGAGCUCCGGGUAGAGGAUUCGGGAAUAUACUGGUGUGGGGUUUCCGAUCAUAUGAAGAUUAUCCCAUUGAAAAAGAUAAAAGUGGCAGUAUCUUAUGAAGCUCCCAUGAGGCUAUCUGCCAAAAAAGGAGGCUCCAUCUCCCUAAAUUGUUCUUAUUUUGUGAUGGACAACAGCAGAAGACCUAAUAAUUUUACCUGGUGCAAAAUGAUAACCGCAACCAGAUGUGAACCUGUCGUCAGCGUUAAGUUCGAUCAGAUUGUUAAUACACAAGGAAGGACCAGGAUAAAGAUCGACCGGUGGAACAGAGUGAUUAUAGUGACACUGGUGGCGCUCCAGCUACGUGACUCGGGGGACUAUCAUUGUGAGACCCAUCUUCAGGGAAGUACCGUGCUACUGAAGAUGACCACACUGAAUGUUUUGCAAUCUUAUGAUAGGACAGCUUUUUUGACUACAUCCUGUCCCACUGACAACAUAGAAGCCAUCCUCCCAACUGCUUCCAGGAAUGAUCAGCAGAGCUGGUAUUCUGAGGUCAAUCUCAGUGUUCUCUGUAUCAUGACUGGAUUGCUGGGCGCUAAAUUCCUGACAGCACUCCUGAUCUUUAUCGUUGCCAGCAAAAGGAGAAGCAAAGCCACAGAGCAGGAGAACCAUGGCCAGCCGGAACAAACACUAGCUCCUCCCACUCACAGGACUAAAGCAAGGAAAGGAAAACACUAGUAAGACAAGGAUGUGAUGGAAGGAAGAGAAGUAGGCAAAGAAAAAGAAUUCCAAGAGUCUUUCCAGCCAAGCUCCCAACUCCAGCACUUAUACAUAUACAUGCAGAGAUACUCACACAGAUAUUGACACCUGCAGACACACACCUCCUUCGGAUGAGAAAGUUCUGCUCAGUUUUCCCAGUGCCUCCAGCCAUGACAGAUAAACCUUUGCUUGCUAAACCCUGUUUUACCUGCAAAGCUAAUAGAAAAUGUCUAGGUGCAAAAGGAACUAAAGAUACAGCAUUUGGCAGUGCACACACUUAAUUCCGGAGAGAGACUUGGAGUGUUGCUUCUGAGCCAUCAGGACCAAUGUCCAGGGGCCGCAAUGGGAUACAUGCAUUACUCACACAUAGGAUGCUAAAAUAAAAGGCAUUGUUGGGCGUCAGAU
Molecule: messenger RNA, 1552 nt
Organism: Gopherus evgoodei (Goodes thornscrub tortoise)
Lineage: Eukaryota; Metazoa; Chordata; Testudines; Testudinidae
Exons: 6
Coding region: 119-1126 (335 amino acids)
Cellular component (GO): cell surface
Molecular function (GO): signaling receptor activity
Source: RefSeq, a predicted model, not a curated record